AUGGCAGAGGAAAAAAUACGUGUUCAUAUUUAUGGAUCAAGUGUUGCUGGGAAUAUUUUUAGGCAGGCAUCUAUUGAAUCAAUAUUAAAUUCCAAUAAAAUUCCAUACACUUUCAUCGACGUUGCUGCUGAUGAAGAUCAGUUAAAAUAUAUGAAAAGGAAAAACAGAGGUAUAAAAGACUUACCUCAAAUUUUUGUCGAUGGCGAAUAUAAAGGACUUGCAGCAGAACUUGAACAAGCUGUUGAAAUGAGAGAAGUUAAAGAGUUUUUGGGUUUAGAUAACAAAUAA
Scutellospora calospora is the source of this 288-nucleotide messenger RNA. The record is from the annotation of a GenBank genome assembly. NCBI's taxonomy places the organism in Eukaryota, Fungi, Glomeromycota, Glomeromycetes, Diversisporales, Gigasporaceae.